Oryzias melastigma (Indian medaka) is the source of this 4024-nucleotide messenger RNA. RefSeq names its product alanyl-tRNA synthetase 2, mitochondrial (putative) (gene aars2). The transcript has 22 exons. Gene Ontology annotation, cellular component: mitochondrion; cytoplasm. Bases 514 to 3465 code for a protein of 983 amino acids. Gene Ontology annotation, molecular function: alanine-tRNA ligase activity; ATP binding; nucleic acid binding. NCBI's taxonomy places the organism in Eukaryota, Metazoa, Chordata, Actinopteri, Beloniformes, Adrianichthyidae. The record is from RefSeq and is a predicted model, not a curated record. Gene Ontology annotation, biological process: alanyl-tRNA aminoacylation; tRNA modification.
UUUUCACAUUUUCAAAAAUUCUUCUCAGUUACAAUGUGUGUUUUUCAAGUUUCCAAUCUGUUUUUGGUCACUUUAAGCUGAUCCUGAUUUGACCCCACACAGGAGCAGCUGGGUGGCUGCAUGCAGGACAGAUAUGGGUGAAGGUUCGAUUCCCUCGCGGUGCGACGAGCUGAAAUCAGUCUGAGGGGAGACCUACGCUCUGCUGCAUUACCGUUCAGACGUAUUCGUGCUGUACAGUGAGAUGACCUGUACACUCAGAAUCCUGUUUCCUGUCGGACAUCUGGAGGUACCGUGAUCGUCACUGCAGGCCGAACUGCAGAGGUUCUGCUGGAAAGACCAGAUUCUGAGGUUAGACUGCGGUUCCGCUCUAUGGGCAGCAGGGGGCGACCCCGCUCUGUCUGUCUGCUUAGAUCCGCAGAAGAAGAAAGACUGGCAGUACGCAUGCGCGGCGUGGCCAGAGUGUCCCGGGCUUAGUAGUUUGGAUCUGGUUCAGGGUCACCAGGCGGGAUUCGGAUGUUCCGGCUGGUCCGGUGGAGGCUCCGGCCCGUUCGCGGGUCUUCGAGCUCGCUGUCGGCGGCCUCGCGGCGCGCCUGCAGCGGCUUUCCUCCCGGCUUUCCCGCCGCGCAUGUCCGCAGCGCCUUUCUGGACUUUUUCCGGCGGAGACACGGACACCUGCUGGUUCCGUCCAGUCCGGUCCGGCCCAGAGCUGACCCCAGCUUGCUGUUCGUCAACGCCGGGAUGAACCAGUUCAAGCCGGUCUUCCUGGGAACCGUGGACCCCCGGAGCCCGAUGGCGGCGUACCGCAGAGUGGUGAACAGCCAGAAGUGCGUCCGCGCCGGCGGCAAACACAACGACCUGGAGGACGUGGGCCGAGAUGUCUACCACCACACCUUCUUUGAGAUGCUUGGAAACUGGUCCUUCGGAGACUACUUCAAGGCGGAGGCUUGUCAGAUGGCGUGGAGCCUCCUCACGGAGCAUUAUGGGAUUCCUGCGGACAGACUGUACGUGUCGUACUUCGGGGGGGACGCGGCGUCCGGGUUACCUGCGGACGAGGAGACGCGGAGCAUCUGGCUGGAUGUCGGGGUUUCUCCCGGACGCAUCCGGCCCUUCGGCCUGACGGACAACUUCUGGGAGAUGGGGGACUCGGGGCCGUGCGGGCCCUGCACCGAGAUCCAUUUCGACCAUGUGGGGGGUCGAGACGCCGCCGUCCUGGUUAACGCUGGCAGUCCAGAUGUGGUGGAGAUCUGGAACCUGGUCUUCAUCCAGUACAACAGGGAACCGGACUCCAGUCUCCGGCUGCUGCCCCGGUUCAGCGUGGAUACCGGGAUGGGACUGGAGCGACUGGUGACCGUCCUGCAGGGCAAACGGUCCAACUACGACACGGACCUGUUCACGCCUCUGCUGCAUGCCAUCCAGCAGAGGGCCGGGGUGGGGCCGUACUCCGGCAGAACCGGUCCAGACGUCGGAGGCCAGGUGGACUUGGCCUACAGAGUGGUAGCCGACCACAUUCGGACUCUAUCGGUCUGCAUCGCCGAUGGCGUCCAUCCGGGAAUGUCCGGCGCCGAGUUGGUGUUGAGGAGGAUUCUUCGGCGGGCGGUUCGGUUCUGCACGCAGGUCCUUCAGGCUCCACAGGGAGCUCUGGCGAGCCUGGUUCCCACCGUCACACAGACGCUGGGCGACGCCUAUCCAGAGCUGAAACAGGAGGAGGAUCGGAUCAUGGACGUCAUCAAUGACAACGAGGUUCAGUUCCUGGCAUCCCUGCAGCACGGCAGCCGCAUCAUCCACAGCACGCUCAGGAAGCAGGACUGCAGGAAAACCGGAUUCCCUGCUUCGGUGGUAUGGACCCUGCACCGGGACCUGGGUUUUCCUCUGGACCUGGUGGACAUGAUGCUGGAGGAGAAAGGUGUCCAGGUGGACCGGCAGGAUCUGGAGCGACUCAUCUCAGAGAACCAGAAGGUGGCGUCUGAGAAGCAGGCAGGUGUUCGGUCCCAUGUGACGCUGGACGUGCACGUCCUGGCUGAGCUGCAGCGCCUUCAGGUUCCUCACAGUGACGACAGCCUCAAGUACCAGUACCGCCUGGAGAAAGACCGCUACGUUUUCCCAGCAUGCAGUGCCACCAUCCUGGCACUGAGCGACGGUCGGACUCUGGUGCAGGAAGUCUCUGAAGGUCGGCGCUGUGCGGUCAUCCUGGACCGGACCUGCUUUUACGCCGAGCAGGGGGGCCAGUCACAUGACCUGGGCUACCUGACUUGCAGCCGCCUGCAGGACAUGGUGUUCCCCGUGGAGAGGGUGGAGCGAGUGGGGGGGUACGUGGUCCACCAGGUCACCGCCACUGAAAACCUGCAGACCGGAGACCGGGUCCAGCUGCACCUGGACGGACUGUCCUGCAUGGUCAAACACACGGCGACCCACGUCCUGAACUUCGCGCUGAGGAAGGUUCUGGGCCCGGCGGUCCAUCAGCGCGGCUCUCACGUGGCAGCUGACCGGCUGCGCUUUGACUUCAGCGUGAAGGGCUCUCUCAGCGGGCCACAGCUCCAGCAGGUGGAAAGGUGCGUCCGGGACAUCGUGGCAGCCAAUCAGGCGGUCUACAGCCUGGAGCUUCCUGUGCAGAAAGCCAGGAGCAUCAGAGGACUGCGCAUGGUGGACGAGGUGUAUCCAGACCCAGUCCGGGUGGUGUCUCUGCACGUUCCAGUCUCCGAGCUGCUGGACUCGCCGUCUGACCCCGACACGUCUGUGGAGCUCUGCUGCGGAACCCACCUUCUGCGGACUGGUGCCAUUGAGGACCUCGUGAUCGUUUCGGAGAAGCAGAUGGUUAAGGGAAUCAGCCGCUUGGUGGCAGUAACCGGACAUGAUGCAGCACAGGCUCGGGAGGCGGGUCGGGCUCUGUCUCAGGAAGUAGACUCCUUGUCCGCCAGAAUGUCAGGCUCCUCCACAUCCAGCAUUAGCUCCGCCCAGUCUUUCUCCAAAGAGGCCAGCAUCCUUUCUGAUGCUGUAGACAACACUCCCAUCCCCCAGUGGCAGCGACAGGAACUGCAGGUCCGCCUGAAGGUUCUGCUGAGGACCGGCAACACCGCCGUCAGGAAACUGGAGCUCCGAGAGGCAGCGCAGAAGGCUCAGGCCGUCCUGGAGAAGAACGGCAGGAAGGCGGUGCUGGUGGAGUCGGUGGAGGCGGAGUCAUUAUCGGUUCUGAUGAAGACGGUGAACCAGUUGAGCUCGGCGGCGCCGCUCAGUCAUGUUAUGCUGCUCGCUCGCCACGCCUCUUCUGGGAAGGUCCUGUGUGCUUGUCAGGUUCCGAAGGACACGCCCAUCCUGGCGGCCUCUGAUUGGGCGGUAGCCGUGUGUGGUUACCUCAAGGGGAGCGCUGGGGGUUCCGCUCUGGUUGCUAAGGGAACCGGAACCGGCGAUGACAUCACAGAGGCCCUGAGAUGGGCCGAGGACUUUGUGGACCAGAAGCGACAGCGGUGAUGUCAGGAUUGAGGCUCCGCCCACAGACCAGAACGCUCUUUUCUUCCAGCAGGAGACGUUUCUGACCUCUGAGAAUCCAGCAGUUCUUCUGGAUCUGGGCCAAAAUACAGGCUGGUCCAGUCUGGCUUCCACAGAACAUGAGAACAUUGAUCAACAGAACCCAGGUCUGGACCCAAAGGUUCUGGUCUCCUUUAACCUCACUAUCUCUGGGAGCGUCUGGGUCCUUACAGGAGAAGGUGCAGCGAGUACCGGACUGGACCUGAACCAGAACCACUAAACUGCUGCUCCCACAGAAUCCCAGCUUGUUCUGACUCGGUUCUGGUCAGACGGGUCCAGUUAAGGUGGUGUGGUGUCCCGGUUCGGGAGAACGGCUUCAGAACUGUGGCGCCCCCUAAAGGGGCGAUGGUGAAGUUCGGGAUCCGUUUGUGUUUUCAUCUGCAGACGGAUCUACUGCAGGAUUUGAUCAUCUUCUCUUCAGAUAUCGAUGAUUUCUGUUUUCUUCUGGAAAAAACGAUCAUAAAAAGAUAAACUCUUCAACAAUAAACAACAUCAAUGUUGA